This is a messenger RNA of Anneissia japonica, 706 nucleotides long. Its product is annotated as GATA zinc finger domain-containing protein 14-like. Lineage: Eukaryota; Metazoa; Echinodermata; Crinoidea; Comatulida; Comatulidae. The transcript is spliced from 4 exons. The annotation marks the transcript as partial. The record is from RefSeq and is a predicted model, not a curated record.
AGAAACCUCUUCUCAACAGACUACUAAGACCUCGGAAAUUGUAGUUGAAGGUAUGUCAGAUAAUUUAAAGCAUGAGAAAGAUAGUAUGCCUAAUGAUAGCCAUUUCGAGCCAAACCCAAAAAAUGAUGAUGAUGAUGAAAGCACCAACCAAUCUGGUAAAGGCGACACUCAAAUCUCUUCUACAUUGGAUGGAAAUCGUGAGUUUAAACAAGACACUGACAACGUGAAUAACAAAAGUAACGAAGGCCGAGAAACUAAUACGGACUGUUUGAAACUGGACAAUACUUCCACUGGAAAAGCAGGGAAUCAAAAUAGAAUUGACGAAGACCAAGAAAUUAGUUUGAGAUCAGACAAUAAUGGCAAAGAACAAGCAGGUAGUUCAACAGAGGUACAGAAUAGCGACGACCAUCCCAACAAUGAAGAUGAUAACUAUGCCUCUAACCCAGGAAAUGAAAAUCGUGGCGAAACCUCUUCUCAACAGACUACUAAGAAGACCUCGGAAAUUGUAGUUGAAGAUAUGUCAGAAAAUUUAAAGAAGGAGGAAGGUGAUUUUCAAACCGACAAAAGAGUAAGUGAGCGACACCAAGGCACUGAGAUUCAAGAGCCGGUGAGAGUAAAGGAGAAAUACUAUGAAUUGAUUCCUUCCGCAGGCUUUCGAAGCCAAAUAUAUAACAGAGACUGUGAAAGAUUCAGAAACGGUUAUCCU